AUGCCAUACCUUCCUUAUAUCGAACCAGGGCUUGACAUUAUACUUCCUCUCUCUAUCUUCAUAUUCAUUCUCAACGUAACCCGCGACCUUCUCGAUUCUUUCCUCUAUUGCGGACUCAUUGGGGAAAUAUUUAUCGGGAUUCUCUCUGGAAUGCCUAUCACUGGAACUUCAUUUCUCAGCAUAGAAAUCCAAGAAACAGUACAAUAUCUCGGAUAUCUCGGGCUUAUCUGUUUGGUGUUCGAAGGUGGUCUCAUCACAGAUCUUCAUAUAUUGAGAAACACAAUAUGGUUAACAUUGUCUGCUGCGAUGAUUGGAAUCCUGAUGCCGAUGGCUCUUUCAUUUUGCAUCAUGGGGAUGGAAUUCGACAGUAUUGAAGGUUCAGGAUAUCCAACCGCAAUAGCAGCUUUUUCAGCAGGAGUAUCUCUCUGUUCCACAUCCUUAGGGUCAACUUUCAUUAUUCUCGCAUCCGCAAACCUUCAAAAAACACCAAUUGGUACUUUGAUAGCUGGCGCGGCAAUGAUAGAUGAUAUUCUUGUUCUCGUGAUGGUUGAAAUCAUAACAGCACUUGGACAAGGCCAAUCCGAUUCUUGGACAAUUGUCCGUCCUGCUAUUUGGCCAAAAACUUUUGGUGCGGAUAUUGAUACCGAAAAGGGGAUUUCACGGCAUACUGGAUUUAUAUUAUCGACUUUGAUGCUUAUAGUUCUUGUAACUAUUGCUGCUUGUGUAGAGGGUUCGAUAUUACUAUCUGCAUUCUUAGCUGGUGCUGUGGUGAGAUACACUUGGCAAAGUGUAGAUGGUGAUGAGGAUAUGGAUUUGGGUAUUGAUCGGCCUACUAUGAUGUUUGAGGAGUAUUAUAAGCCGAUUAUGGAUCAUAUAUUAGUGCCCUUCUUCUUCGCAUCAAUAGGUUUCUCCGUCCCCGUAUCAGAAAUGUUUUCCGGCUCCAUCCUAUGGAAAGGAAUAUUCUACGCCUGCUUGAUGUUUCUCGCCAAAGCUUCCGUGGGAAUAGUUGUCUAUUUUGAAUUCUUCUCUGCCAGGUGGUCGCAACAGUGGACAGACUUCAAAAAGAAAACACUUCCAAUGCCAGAAGAACUUCCCCAACAAGACGGCUUACCAGAAGAAAUAUCUACAAACGAUCUCGUAAAUCAAAAAUUAAAAACAGACCCCCCUCAUCUCGAUGCUAUUAUAGUAGGGUCCACAAUGAUUGCUCGAGGAGGCUUUGGCUUCCUGGUAGCUUCAGAAGCGCAGAGCUCAGGCACCUUGAGUCUCUCCAAAACGCCAAUUAGAAUCCCAAACGUGCAAGGUCUCUCGCACAAAGUUACUGGGAGAUUGAGAACAUUAGAUGUGGUCGAAGAUCAAAUAUUUUUGGUGAUAAUCUGGGCUUUAGUUCUCUGUACGAUCGUUGGACCGGUUGUUUCGGGGAUUGCAGUGAGAAAGAAACUGGUUAAGGAGAGGGAAGGAGAGAGGUGCGAGUGUGGGGUUAUCGUUGGACAGAGAAGUUUUGGGAAUGGGGAUGAGGGGGUAGGAGGAUGUCAUCUUUGCUUGUAAAGGUACUCCAGUAGAUUGGAGAGUAUAUGAGAAAAGCAAGACGGGAGACGAGAUAUAUUAUGGUGAAGUUGGAGUUUGAGCGAAGCAUUGAGUUAUGAUCAUGAAUACGGGUCAAGGCAAGCACCGCGACCAUCGCGACACUCUUUCUUGUCCCAGAAAGGAAACGUUGCGCGAUGUCAGUUUGAUACCACAUUUUCACACUCGUUAUAGACUGAUUUCUUGCGGAAAUCAAAACAUGUGUACUUUUCCAUCAAUCGAUGUAUUAAAUUGAGCUGCAAGUCUUGUGAGUCGAGUUCUAGUCUAGGGAGAGAAAGGAAAAGACCGAACAUGAGCAUCUC
Messenger RNA from Botrytis byssoidea, 1883 nucleotides. RefSeq lists its product as uncharacterized. Lineage: Eukaryota; Fungi; Ascomycota; Leotiomycetes; Helotiales; Sclerotiniaceae. The coding region runs from base 1 to 1545 and encodes 514 amino acids. The transcript is spliced from 3 exons. The record is from RefSeq and is a predicted model, not a curated record. Gene Ontology annotation, cellular component: membrane. Gene Ontology annotation, biological process: proton transmembrane transport. Gene Ontology annotation, molecular function: antiporter activity.